Messenger RNA from Thalassophryne amazonica, 1823 nucleotides. It is a transcript of the gene lrrc74b, whose product is annotated as leucine rich repeat containing 74B. Lineage: Eukaryota; Metazoa; Chordata; Actinopteri; Batrachoidiformes; Batrachoididae. The coding region runs from base 100 to 1326 and encodes 408 amino acids. Gene Ontology annotation, molecular function: protein binding. The record is from RefSeq and is a predicted model, not a curated record. The transcript is spliced from 11 exons.
CACAAAUACUUUUUCAGGGUUGAAAAAAACUCCACCCCAUUAUACCUCUUCUCCGCUUCUUUAACAGCCUUCCAAAGAGGAAUCUACUGGGUUGAAGUCAUGUUUGAAGGGAAGACAACAGGCUGUGAUGAUAAUGAAACGGAUCAUCUGCCGCUGAGAGAGAGAGCUCAAACAGUGAGCCAGACGGAGCCUGACGUGCCCGGUCCAAAAGGUCAACACUCAAGCUGGUGCAGGAGGACCACGAUAAACAAAGGACAGGACGGGCAGGGACAAGAGGAGUGUAUGAUGUCUGAUGACGAAUAUGACACCGACUUAGAACUGGAAGAAAGAGAGGAUUCACAGGAUUCAGCAGGACAGAGGUGUUACCUGGAGGUGUGUAAGAAGUUGCAGGUGGUGCCAUCCUCUUACUUCCUGCACAAUAUGCAAACUACUAGUGUGUUCAUGAUGCACUACAGCCUGGGGCCGCAGGGCACCAAAGCACUGGCGGUUUCCCUGGUAACCAACACUUCAAUACUGAGGCUCAACUUGCGAGAUAAUUGGAUGGAAGGAAUGGGCGGAGCUGCUAUUGCUGAGAUGUUAAAAGAAAAUUGUUACAUUACAGAAGUGGACCUGUCUGACAACAUGCUUGAGGAUUACGGGGCCAAGGCCAUAGCCAGCAUGCUUCAGAAGAACGCCACCUUGGUCAGCCUCAACCUCUCGGGAAACCAUGUGACAGACCGGUCCACCGAGCACCUCGGUCAAGCCCUCAUCACAAACACGACGCUCCAGCACCUGGACCUCAGCCACAAUGCUCUAGGAGAAUGUACAGGUCAAAAUCUGAGGGACUGCCUGUCAGAGAACAUGGGGUUGAGAUCAUUAAGUCUGGCUUGGAACUCCAUUCGAGGGAAGGGAGCUGUGAUGUUGGCAGAUGGCCUCAGGGAAAACAUCUUCUUGAGAACAGUGGAUUUGUCAUUUAAUGGCUUUGCAAAAGAAGGAGCUGUUGCUAUGGGACUGGCACUUAAAGAGAAUGAUGUUUUGGAGGAGUUGAACCUGAGUAACAACCGAAUCCCCCCUGAAGGAGCCAUUCACCUCGCCCUGGGCCUCAAAGUAAACAAGAGAAUCAAAUCUCUCAACAUAAGUAGAAACCCAGUCCAAAAUGCCGGGUGUUAUGGGAUCCUCCAGUCUGUACGGGACAACCCAGAUUCAGCCAUGGAGUCAUUAGAUUUUUCUGACAUUGCUGUGAACCAGGAUUUUGAAGAGUUGUAUGCUGCAGUGAAAGAAAAAUAUCCUGCGCUUACAGUAAAUCACGGAGGCACAUUUGACACAUUCAGAAAAGUAAAAGCAUAAAAAGUGUCAAACUGUAAUUGCUGUACUUUUACAGCAAUAUGAUAGAACAUGUCUUGUCAAAUCUCUGUGGAUGUUUUCAUCAAGGGAUGGAUGUGCUGAAGGACGGGAUUUUAAAAGUGCCCUUACAGCGCAUUCCUCUGACAAAAAGCAUUUAGAAUAAAUAGAAUAUUUUUAAGCCCUAUUCAAGUGGAAACAAACAUACCUGCGAGGUAGCCUGUGUAAUUUCCUAAAUCAGCAUGUAUACGUGUGGAACACUCAGAAAAGUACCAUGGCUGAAGAUGUUGAACACUGACAUAUAAUACAGAUAUUCAGAUUUUUUUUAGAAAUGAUCUAAUUUUGAAGUUAUGUAACAUCAGUGGGUAGAAUGAUGGAGAGGAUCAGAGAGCAAUGCACUGUGCAUGAAAAGAUGUGAAAGUGGGUAGCACAAAAAGGAUUUAAGUACUGCACAACUAAUCUAACAGAGAAUUACAUCUUUGAAAGAAUGGCUCACCAUUAGA